AUGCAAAAACAAACUCAACUUUCGCAGUUAAUUGUGUUGGGAUGUGGUUCCUCUGAUGGUGUACCUCGUGUAACAUGUUUAACGAAAAAAACUCAGACAGAUUAUUGUAAAGUUUGUCAUGAAGCUAAUCCAUUUAACAAAAGUCAAAAAUUAGGCAAUGAUGAACGUUCAAAAAAUUUUCGUCGUACCAUUAGUUUAUUAUUAAAAAUAACAAAUUCAAAUUCCAAAGAUCAAACUAAAUCACCAUUUUAUCAUAUUGUAAUUGAUGUUGGUAAAUUUUUUUACGCCAGUGCCAUGGAAUGGUUUCCUCAAUAUGAUAUAACUCAUUUGGAUUCGAUAAUUCUUUCACAUAAUCAUGCCGAUGCCUGUUUUGGCAUUGACGAUUUGCGAGAUUGGUCGAAACAUCUCGGACAAGACGGUACAAUGAUUCCUGUAUAUAUGCAUAAAAAAGAUGAGCAUAAAAUUACUGAACAAUUUCCUUACUUCGAAUCUUCAGUUCAGGAGGCAAAAGAAAAGGGAGGUGGUGGUGUGCCGGCAUUAGAAAAACGAGAACUCAUUGACGGAAAACCAAUAGAAAUUGUACCGAAUUUUUAUAUUCAAGCGUUCAUUGUUAAUCAUGGCCAAGUCGAUAGUUUAGGUUUCUCAUUCGAGGGACCAAAUCACGAGAAAAUUGUUUGGUGUAGUGAUGUUAAAUUCGUCCCAGAAAAGUCUUUAUCGUUUUUUGAAAAUUUGGAUAUGCUCUUUUUAGACUUGGUAUACGAUUUGAAUCAUAAACAACAUUCGUCACAUUUUAAUUAUGACGAUUCGAUCACAUUUAUUCGAAAACAUAAACCAAAACAAACUUAUUUUGUUGGUAUGAAUCAUACCGUUGACUACCGAACGAUGAAUGAAAAAUUAAAAAAAGAGUUUGAACAUGAUCAGAAUAUUAAAGCUGAACUUGCCUACGAUGGACUUGUUGUACAGUUUUAG
This is a messenger RNA of Didymodactylos carnosus, 969 nucleotides long. Lineage: Eukaryota; Metazoa; Rotifera; Eurotatoria; Philodinida; Philodinidae. The record is from the annotation of a GenBank genome assembly.